GAGCCCAUCAUGGCGUCUCCCAGCGGCUGCCGGCCGCAGCCCGGCGGGCAGGGCGGGGGCGGCAUCGGUGCCGGGCCCGGGGUUCUGCGAGGCGCCGAGGAGGACGCCGAGGGGCUGUACGUGGCGGUGGAGCGCUGCCCGCUUUGCAACACCACCCGCCGCCGUCUCACCUGCGCCAAGUGCGUGCAGGGCGGGGACUUCGUCUUCUUCGACGGCCGCGACUCCGAGAGGUUUUCAGACAAGAAAGAGAGGCUGAUGCAUCUUAAGACCAAACAGAGAGAAUUCCAAAACCAUGUUUUGAAGGCCAUGGAAGGCAAAGAGAUAACUGAUCAGCUGAGGUGGAAAAUAAUGUCUUGCAAGAUGAGGAUCGAACAGCUGAAGCAGACCAUUUGCAAAGAGAAUGAUGAGAUGACAAGAAAUACAGAGGGGCUUCUGAGAAUUAAGGAGGAGAACCAGAAGCAUUAUCGCAGGGCUCAGCGGCAUCAGGAGAAGAAGGAGAAGAUCCAGAGGCACAACCGCAAACUGGGGGACUUGGUUGAGAAAAAAACCUACGACUUGAAAACCCAGCAUGAACACCUGGCCAACCUCCGCCGGACGCACAUCCUGGAGCUAACAUCCGUCAUAUUUCCCAUUGAAGAAGUAAAGACGAGCAUGAGAGAUCCUGCAGAUGUGUCUUCUGAGAGCGACAAUGCUAUGACCUCCAGCACUGUGAGCAAGCUUGCAGAAGCCAGGAGAACCACGUAUCUCUCUGGGAGAUGGGUGUGUGAUGACCACAAUGGGGACACCAGCAUCAGCAUCACGGGGCCUUGGAUAACCCUUCCUAAUAAUGGAGACUACUCAGCGUAUUACAACUGGGUUGAAGAGAAGAAGACUACGCAAGGACCAGAUAUGGAACAUAAUAACCCUGCUCAUACCAUCAGUGCUGCAUUGUGCUAUGCAACUCAGCUCGUUAACACUUUGUCUCUCAUACUUGAUGUAAAUCUUCCCAAGAAGCUCUGCAACAGUGAGUUCUGUGGGGAGAAUCUCAGCAGGCACAGGUUCACGCGAGCAGUGAAGAAGCUGAAUGCUAACAUCCUUCACCUCUGCUUCUCUCAGCAUGUCAAUUUAGAUCUGUUGCACCCACUGCAUACGCUCAGGAACCUUAUGUACCUGGUCAGCCCAGACACUGAGAACUUGGGCAGGUCUGGGCCUUUUGAAAUCAGUGCUGACCUGGAAGACUCCAUGGAGUUUGUGGAUCCCAGUGCCACCGGCGAGACAGAUGAGAGCGGAGACGAGCACGUCAGCGACGAAGAGACGGAUCUGGGGACAGACUGGGAGAAUCUGCCGAGCCCCAGGUUCUGCGAUAUCCCUUCCCAGCAGGUGGAGAUGCUGCAGAGCCAGAGCACGCAGGUGUCACAGCCCAUUGCCAGCAGCAGUGCUGGCGGGAUGAUCUCCUCUGCUGCUGCCUCAGUGACCUCCUGGUUUAAGGCGUACACUGGACAUCGCUAACGAGCAUGGGAAAAGGAUCCCAGGAUUUUGGAAGGAAUCCCUCCCCAGCAGUGCUGUAGUAAACCUUACAUAUUCAGUUAAGUAGUGCCUGGAACAAAGAAAAGGUCAGACUUCAAUUUUGUAAACCAGAAGAACCUUUUUAUUGACCCACGAUGACUGUGAUGGUACCGUUUUGUAAAUUAGCUAGCUAUGUAAUUCUGACGGAUUCUGUGAUGGCACUUUGUGUCUUGGUUCUGUCUGCAUUGUUGGAUAUCAGAGGAGGACGACCCGGCGGCCUCCAGCUCUGUUUCCUAAAGAAGAAACAGAUUCUGGAGCGUUUGGAUCCAAACGAGUACAGAGGGAAGGCUGCUCGGUAUUCAGUCUGGACGGUGGUGCAGAUGCAAUUCACAUGUUCUUAACUCCUUACAGGGUUUAUGUUUGUGUGUUUUAAAUCUGUCUUGCAUAAUGCAAAAAUGCAUAUUUCUUAAUUUUUUUUUUCAUUCAGGACAUGGCAAAUAUGCAUUUUUAACAUGUUUUCUAAUCUCUGUUGCCAUAUUUUUUAAUACGGAGAAUCAGCAUGGACAGGAAUUCACACAGCAGGUUGCUCUUAUUUCAGGUUUGGUUGUGGAUCUUGACCAGGUUUUGCUGUAGGAGACUUGCUUGCUCCAUGCUGUUUCCACCAGUCGGUGGUCUACAAGUACCACGUUGUGCUCUCCAGGCACGAUGCUCUUUACUCUUGAUACCACACACCAAAGAAACACUGGACGUUCUCUUAGCUAGACCCACAUCUGACGCCAUUGUUGCAAUAAUACUCAUCAGUUACACCGUGUUGCCACUUCUAAUAUUAGAAAAACCUCAUUUCAAGCUAGCUUCGUGAAGUCCUAUGUUCUGUUUUGUGUUGCUGGUGGGUUUUUCUUUCUGUUCUUGUUUGCUGAUCGCCAAGGAGCGGAUUUCAUCUCCCUGCAGUGCUGCUCCCAGGGCAGCUGGCGUGCUCACAGGGCCACGGGAGGUGUGAUACUGACAGGGCUUUGCUAAUAAGUGCUCCUCUACUUCCUCUGCUUUCUGGGAUGUGUCGUUUAAAGAUAGUUUUGCUCCGUGAGGCUUCCACUGUACGGUUUACAUUUUAUGCAGCUGGGAUGCUGUACAUCUCCCUGGGCGUUUGUGUGAAAUCAUCUUCCCAUCCCUCCCAGAUGGAAGAUUUCAGUCUUCUGUCCUUGGAAGAUGGCAGCAUCCUUGUGCGUAGUGGAAGGGCAGCGCCACCCCUGCUGAGCUCUGUGCCCAGUAGUACAUCCCAACUCUGUCCUGCACAGCAGCCCUUGGUCUUUGGGAUGGGAAUCUGUUUGGGGUUUCUUUAAACCAAAGGCCCUUAACUCCGCACUAACAGCCUGUACGCUGUUCUACAACGCCACCCUUGGUCCUAAACCCAAGCUCGGUUCAUCUUAGGAAGCACAGACCCCCUUGACUACUGCAGUCUUGGCCUCAUUGGCUACUUUCCCCUUAGAAGCUGUUGGUGUCAGAGCAGCCAGCACCCACCAGUGCCCUACACUGGGCUUUUAGCAUUGUGCACCCCAUCUUGCUUCUCUAUUUAUUUUGCAUCGGACUCCACCUACAUAUAUAUUUUUACUACACAUUUCAGUCACUCUUUCCUUGCUGUCUUUGUGUUACGUAGAGCCCUAACAGCCAAACCAUGGUUCUGUUUGUAUGCUGUCAUUAAUGUGUUCUGGGGGGGGAAAAAGCCACCACCACACCUUUUGAAGCCAUAUCCAUAUUUUAACCAUGGUGUUUUCCAAAUAAUUUAUUUGCAACCAUGCCAUAGAGUGCACAGUGGCGCUGCGAGGGUGUUAAUGCAUCGAGACAGGUCCUUUCAAGGAACGCUUUUGUAACAGAAUAGUGUUGUUUUUAAAGUGUUUUGCACGUGUGUAGCGAAGGGAGAGUUACAUGUGUCCAAACCUUGAGUGCAAUCAAUGGGAUUGGUUUUCCAGGCUGUCUGGGGGUGAGGGAGGGAGGGAGGGAAGCACCUUCUGCUCAAUAGAGGUGUCUGAAGGCAGCCCGCUGAGUUUGCAGAACAGUUGGUGUGGGGUGAGGGUUGCAGUUCCAGCUCGGGCUGAUCCCUGCAGCUGGGUUUGGCCAUUGCGACUUCCCCAUGAGAUGGAACUAAAUAUGAUUUUUUUUUUUUCUUUUCUAAGUUUUAUUGUAUUAUUGCAAUAAAUCUUUAACAGUAAUUUUUUUUUU
This is a messenger RNA of Gallus gallus (chicken), 3699 nucleotides long. RefSeq names its product autophagy related 14 (gene ATG14). Gene Ontology annotation, cellular component: mitochondria-associated endoplasmic reticulum membrane contact site; extrinsic component of phagophore assembly site membrane; phosphatidylinositol 3-kinase complex, class III. NCBI's taxonomy places the organism in Eukaryota, Metazoa, Chordata, Aves, Galliformes, Phasianidae. The record is from RefSeq and is a predicted model, not a curated record. The transcript is spliced from 10 exons. Gene Ontology annotation, biological process: mitophagy; autophagosome assembly; cellular response to starvation. The coding region runs from base 10 to 1488 and encodes 492 amino acids.